AUGCCAUCAUACGUGGAAGACAGCUGCCUAGAUGUUAUCAUUGUCGGGGCAGGGUUCGGCGGUUGUUACCUUCUUAGGAACUUGAGAAAGCAGGGUUUCCGGGUUCGUGUGUUUGAAGAAGGCCUUGGCUUGGGAGGCGUGUGGUGGCACAAUCGUUACCCAGGUGCCCGAGUCGACACCGACACUCCUUUUUACGAGUUUUCCGAUCCUGAAAUAUGGCAGAAUUGGGAGUGGACGGAGAAGUUCCCCAGCCAGCCUGAGAUGAUCAAAUACUUCGAGUUUGUCGACAAGAAGUGGGACCUCAGCAAGGAUGUUACCUUUGGUGUCAGAGUCACCGACGCAGCUUUUGACGCCCAAGCCAACGAGUGGACUAUUGAGACCAGUAAUGGCCAGAAGGCCUCGUCAACCUAUCUUUUACUCGCAAUGGGCUUUGCUGCCAAGAUGUAUGUGCCCGAUAUCAAAGGCCUCGACAAGUUCCAAGGCUUUUCGUGCCAUACAGCACGUUGGCCGGAAGACCAUCCCGACCUCGCAAACAAACGGAUCGGUAUUAUCGGCAGCGGUGCCACCGGUGUGCAGCUGGUCCAGGAACUAGGGCCUGCUGCCGGACAGCUCGUGGUUUUUCAGCGCUCACCAAACUGCGCAAUGCCAAUGAGGCAGGAGACAUGGGGGCUGAGUCCCCCGGACAAAUCCAAGUACUCGGAACUCUUCCCGAAGAUGAAAAUGUCCAAGGCUGGAUUUACUUACCCGAUCGUCGAUAAGAGCGCCCUGGAUGACACACCCGAGCAGCGAAAGGCUCUGUUUGAACAUCUAUGGGAGCUUGGCGGCUUUGCUCCAACACAUGGCAACUACUCAGAUCUGAACACAAGCCUGGAGGCAAAUCACCUCUUCUACGACUUCUGGCGUGAUAAGGUCCGCCAAAGGCUCACUACAACGGACCCUGAGUUGAUUGAGAACCUGGCGCCUGAGAAGCCUCCGUAUCCAUUCGGCACGAAGCGCUCUUCGCUGGAACAGAGCUACUAUGAAGUUUUCAAUCAGAGUAACGUCAGUUUGGUGUCUUUGAAGAAGAACCCCAUUGAUGAGAUCGUUCCUGAGGGAGUUAAGAUGUCUGAUGGAACUAUUCACCAGCUCGAUGCCCUUCUUCUAGCAACUGGCUUUGACGCCAUAACGGGUAGCUUUACUAGAGUCAACAUCCGGGGCCUCAAAGGCAAGUCACUCAACGAUAAAUGGAAAACUGGAUCGCGCACUUUUCUGGGGAUGACAUCUUCAGGCUUCCCAAACAUGUUCUUCCUUUAUGGGCCUCAGAGCCCUACGGCAACAGCCAUUGGGCCUGUCAUUUCAGAAAUACAAGGCGACUGGAUCAUUCAAACCCUGGUUUACCUUAGAAAGAACGGGUUCACGCGUCUUGACCCUCGACCAGAUACAGAGAAAGACUGGGGUCGUCGAACCACAGAAUUUUGUGACAGCUCACUCUUAAGUCAUAAUGAAACAACAUGGUAUAUGGGUGGAAACGUUCCCGGUAAAGCUCGCGAGGCUCUCAGUUAUAUGGGCGGCUUGCCUGCAUACCAGUGGGCACUGAACGAGUGUGCCUCAAAUGGAUUGUCUGGUUUCAACAUUCAGUAG
Molecule: messenger RNA, 1620 nt
Organism: Colletotrichum truncatum
Lineage: Eukaryota; Fungi; Ascomycota; Sordariomycetes; Glomerellales; Glomerellaceae
Product: cyclohexanone monooxygenase
Molecular function (GO): oxidoreductase activity
Source: RefSeq, a predicted model, not a curated record